CCAAACGCCACACACACACAUUUCCACCCCCAAUUUUCCCACUCUCUCUAAAAAUCAUGAAAUCAGGUCAUCAAAUUAUAUAAAAUAAAAUUUUUAGAUUUCUCCUCAAUUUCAACAAUUUUUCCCAAAAUGUCAACAACAGAACCACAACAACCACCACCGCCGCCGUCGUCGUCAACAACCACCGCCACGUCAGCUGCCGCCGCACUUGAUAAACCUCUUCAUCAGCUCACUGAAGACGACAUUUCUCAGCUCACUCGUGAAGAUUGCCGUCGCUUUCUUAAACUCAAAGGUAUGAGAAGACCUUCAUGGAACAAAUCACAGGCGAUCCAGCAAGUUAUUAUGUUAAAAGCGUUACUUGAACCGCCGCAUGAUACCGAUGACAGUGGCCGGAAAUCGUACAUUGCGUCUCGCCACCAACAGCGAACCCUAACCGCCCAGAAAGGAACAAGUGCAGAUACAGAGAUCUCUCUUUCAGCCGAGGAAUCACCAGGUCACCGAAAUGAUACCGACAAGAAUGAUAUUUUGGGUGAUAAUGAUUCUGCUAAUGCCGAUCCUUCUCCUCCUCCUAUACAUGGGAUUGGUGGUGGGUCAGAAGCAACAAAAGGACAAAUGACAAUAUUUUAUAGUGGCAAGGUGAAUGUCUAUGAUGAUAUUCCAGCUGAUAAGGCACAGGCACUAUUGCAGCUUGCUGCAAGCCCACUUCAGUUUUCUCAGGAAGAUCCAUUUGAUGGAAACGUGUUGCAAGCUCCAAGCAUCAAUGUGUCCCCAGAUUUCUCUGCCAGGCUCUCGCCAGUCAUGCAAACAGUGAGAAUGGCAGAUAACCAUCAACUGCACAUACAAGAAAGCUACAUAUCACGUGAAGAGAACUCUGCUGAAUGUUCGGCAAGCAGAAAAGCGUCAGUUCAAAGAUACCUAGAGAAGCGGAAGGACAGGUUUAAGAGCAAGAGAAAAUCAGGAGCUGCAGGAUUUGAUGUAUAUGCAAACCAUCAGAUUGGGAAUCACAGCCUACAUGCUCAGUCGAGUAGGAGUGCCACUUGCUCACCACCUUCUCUCAGACCACCUAACACCCCUAAUGGGUUUAGCUAAGAUUGAGCCAUAUAUCGAAGAGUUCAAGUCUAUCUGCCAUCCUUGCUGACUAAAGGUUUGGACUUGCAAGAACCCAUUUCUUUGAAGAUGACGAAGGAUGCCAGAAACAUAAAGUGUUAAUUGAAGGCAGGUAUAUUCAACUUAAGAUAUAGUAGGCAUCGGUUGCAGUUCUCUAGUUAGUAGAGUGGAGGAUUCUUAGUAUAACGCUUUUGAGAAUGUUAGGAUUUUGAGGUGCUUCGUAGUGUUGUAUGUUUAUGUUCAUCGGCAAUGGUUUUGUAAAAUGUUGGUGGUUGUUUAAGGCAUUUGAGAGUCGUGCUGCAACACAAGCAAUAGAGUUCUCAAAGGGUAAAUCCGUAAAUAUCUUUAUAACAUGUCAUCUUAUAUUUUGUA
This is a messenger RNA of Erigeron canadensis, 1479 nucleotides long. Its product is annotated as protein TIFY 4B-like. Gene Ontology annotation, cellular component: nucleus. The transcript is spliced from 9 exons. The record is from RefSeq and is a predicted model, not a curated record. The coding region runs from base 130 to 1089 and encodes 319 amino acids. NCBI's taxonomy places the organism in Eukaryota, Viridiplantae, Streptophyta, Magnoliopsida, Asterales, Asteraceae. Gene Ontology annotation, biological process: response to wounding; regulation of jasmonic acid mediated signaling pathway; regulation of defense response.